This is a messenger RNA of Sarcophilus harrisii (Tasmanian devil), 1496 nucleotides long. RefSeq names its product MAX interactor 1, dimerization protein (gene MXI1). Gene Ontology annotation, molecular function: RNA polymerase II cis-regulatory region sequence-specific DNA binding; protein dimerization activity; DNA-binding transcription factor activity, RNA polymerase II-specific. NCBI's taxonomy places the organism in Eukaryota, Metazoa, Chordata, Mammalia, Dasyuromorphia, Dasyuridae. Bases 210 to 1079 code for a protein of 289 amino acids. Gene Ontology annotation, biological process: regulation of transcription by RNA polymerase II. The record is from RefSeq and is a predicted model, not a curated record. The transcript has 6 exons.
ACACACGCACCCCCGCGCGCGCACACACACGCACCCAGACACACACGCACGCAGACACACACCACUGCCCCCGGCCGCGGUUCGGAAAGUCUGCGAGAGACUCGGCGCGGCCGCCUUUUCUCCUGCUCGGAGCCUGCCCCGCGCUUGGCAGCGACAAGCCUCCUCCCAGAACGUCCGGAGCCGAGCUCGGAGAUUCGGCCCCCCCCGCCAUGGGCAAACGCGGCAGGCCGAGGAAAGAGGCGAGGUGCGGGGAGGAGGACGGGCCGGCCGCCUCGCCGGGGCCCCAGCCGCAACUCCAGCCCCAAGCCGCGGCGCCCGGGGCAGCCCAGCUCAGGUGCCCCUUCAGUGACAUCUUCAACACCAGCGAGAGCUCGGUGGAGAAACACAUCAACACUUUCCUGCAGAAUGUGCAGAUCCUGCUCGAGGCCGCCAGCUACUUGGAGCAGAUAGAGAAGGAGAACAAAAAGUGUGAACAUGGCUAUGCCUCAACCUUUCCUUCUGUGCCAAGUCCUCGAAUGCAACACUCAAAGCCACCACGGAGACUGAGCCGGGCACAGAAACACAACAGUGGGAGCAGCAAUACCAGCACUGCCAACAGGUCUACACACAAUGAGCUGGAAAAGAAUCGACGAGCUCAUCUGCGCCUUUGUUUGGAACGUUUAAAAGUGCUGAUCCCACUUGGACCAGAUUGCACCAGGCACACAACCCUUGGGCUGCUCAACAAAGCCAAAGCACACAUCAAGAAACUUGAAGAAGCUGAGAGAAAGAGCCAGCACCAGCUUGAAAACCUGGAACGAGAACAGAGAUUUUUAAAGCGACGACUGGAACAGCUGCAGGGUCCUCAGGAGAUGGAGCGAAUACGAAUGGACAGCAUUGGCUCUACCAUUUCUUCAGAUCGUUCUGAUUCAGAGCGAGAGGAGAUCGAAGUGGAUGUUGAAAGCACAGAGUUCUCCCAUGGAGAAGUGGACAAUAUCAGCACCACCAGCAUCAGUGACAUUGACGAUCACAGCAGCCUGCAGAGUAUUGGGAGCGAUGAAGGUUAUUCCAGUGCCAGUGUCAAACUCUCAUUUACCUCCUAGAAUUCAGCAUGACAAAACAGUGCAGGGCAAAUUGUUCAUUGGGCCAAGCCAACCCAGUUUCUUAAAUUGGGUUCAUCAUGCAGUCUCCUCUUUCAAAAAUUAUACUUGAACAAAAGGGUCCAAAACAGGCCUAUAGAUAAAGUAGACCUCUCCCCCAGGAGAAUCAACAUAUUAGUUGUUAUUCCUAUUGCAAAAAUCAUAAUUUCUAAUGGCAGCAGAAAAUUCACGUGAAUUGUCUUUGAAUUGAUUUGAUUUGAAAGAGGACAUAGGAGAUUCAACCCUCUCUCUUCUUUUCCAGUUUGCUCACACUGCAUUGAAUGGACACAUUUAAGGACUGGGCUUUGAGCCCUUCUUGAGCUUUAUGAUCCUACAAAAAAAAAAAAAAAAAAAAUCAAACCAACCCUUAGUAAUGAAACA